Molecule: messenger RNA, 1986 nt
Organism: Lichtheimia ornata
Lineage: Eukaryota; Fungi; Mucoromycota; Mucoromycetes; Mucorales; Lichtheimiaceae
Exons: 2
Coding region: 1-1986 (661 amino acids)
Biological process (GO): regulation of DNA-templated transcription
Molecular function (GO): DNA binding
Source: RefSeq, a predicted model, not a curated record
AUGUCAGCAGCUACAGGGGAUCAGCCACAGCAUCCUCAUCACCUUCAACAAUCUUCACUUUCGGAUAUGCAGCGUUUUCUUCAAUAUCACGACCAACAAUCUUCGCUUCUUGGCAUACAACGUUUUAAUCCAUCAUCGGUGUUAUCUUCUGGAACCUGGAAUGAAACGAUGGUAACAAUGUUUUCUCCACCGCAUCAAAGCUACGAUUUGAUGGGGUCAAGGAAGGCAUUUUGCUUUUCACAAGAUGAUGAUCCAAUGUUGGGAUAUCCUCGCGUGGCACCUGCAGCAACAGCAGCAACAACAGUAGUAGAGAACAGCCAUGAUGAAAAGCAGCAUGCGACCUGGACAACAGUAACACCAACAAAGAUGCAUGCAAAUACCGGCAUGGAAUCUCCUAGUGCUUCUAUUGCCAGCUCUCACACAAUGUGGUCAUCUCCUGGUCCUGAGGAUGAGCAAUACAAUACAACUCAACAGCCUACAACCCCUGGUGACAGCUAUCAAGAUUCAGUGUAUCCAAGUCCUUUCUCACCACCAUCCACUGGUAUCAUACCCGUGACCAGCACCAUUUUAGAUAUGGAUGCCGACCAAGAAUUAUUUUCACUUCCUGCCAAUAUCAGCAGCACCACUGAUUGCGACAACAAUCUCGCCAUGUUGUUUGCUCAUGAUAGCACAACGUCACCAGCCGAUUCAACGCAGCUAUCAGCAUCGUCACUCACUAUCAACGGAGGUGAUGAUACAUUAAUGGCCGAUAGCAAUACGGAUUGUUGCUUUUCAGAAGAUGAGGAUGAAGAUGCGUAUGACGAUGUAUUUGCACCAUGGCCUGCAACAUUACCCCAUACACCUACAGCAGCUGAGGAUGAGUUGCUUGUGGAUGAGCAACAACAAGCUGAUGAUGAUGAUAUGAACACAGCCGAGUUUGCAGACAACAGCAGCAUUGACGAAGAGGAAUAUGAGGAGGAAGAAGAAGAAGAUGGCGAGAUUUAUGAAUCACAUCCUUUGAAUCAGCUGUUGCUGGAUCUACAAGGACAAGUAGCUAAGCAUACCAAGAUGAAUGAAUCCCAAUGGACAGGCAUCAACGAACGAGCAAUCGACGUGUUGACACAUGAUGAUGGUGAAUUUCCACCUAUUCGCCAAUGUAUCUAUGAUUGCCUACACACGCUUGCAAGCCGUGUCAUUGAUCGUCCCAUUGCCAAUCCUCGACGUUGUCGCCGUCAAUCCGCAUCUUCAGCACAACAACACAACAAACCACGUCGACAACGACAAGCCUCUGCACCCGUAUCCACAUCAGUAUUGCAAAAAGAAUACAGCACCGAACCACCAAUUCAAGCCCCUAAAGGAGAUUUGGAUGUGGCUAGUAGCACCACUAUUGAUACCACACUUGCCUAUGACAACACUAGCUUGGAAGACGAUGAAGGAUCAGCAUCAAUACCUACCACGACCACCACACUUGGCAAGCGUUCAGACGAGUGGAUUCCAGAAGACGAUGAUGAUGAUGAUGAUGAUUUAUCUUGCCGUGAUACAAGCUCCGAAUACGGUGAGGGCCAUGCACCACAAUCACGACGACGACGACGACGUACAUCCUCCUCCUCUUCUUUUUCAUCAUCUUCAUCAUCAUCAAGUAGCCAACAUGGAAUACCAAAGAAGACUCGCAAAAACUAUAGCCGUGAAACAACAAACGUUUUGAUGAAUUGGUAUCUUCAGCAUGGUGGAAAGACCCCUGAGCCAAAUCACAAGGCAAUGCUUGCCGAACAAGCGAACAAGACAUUGGUGCAGGUCUCAACCUGGUUUCAAAAUGCACGUCGACGCCACCAAGGCAAACUUGACCAAUACCAACGCUUGAAAAAGGCAUAUCCAAACAAGGUGUAUGACUAUGCUUCGUUCCUAGCAUUUACUGAAGCAAAGCAAGGCAAGAAACGGGAUCGUGAAACUGCUGAUAUUGAAACUGAUGACGAUGAAGCCCUGCCUUUAUGCAAGCGCAUAAAGUAA